AUGCCCGCCAGCUCUCAUAUCGAGCCAAUAUACGACACUAUUCACUCUGUGUACCCUGGGCGGCCUCGUCUGGUUCUUGGUUCGACUUUCUCAAUCUCAAAUUCCCGCCGUCUUCAGCACAUUGUCAUGGAAGAGACAACGGUCGAGGACUCUCUAAAGAGGGUGAUACUAGGCGCGCUUCCAAAAACUCGAGUACAGAGCGUCCAGGCCACAGCGGCUGCUGGUCUUCAUCGCAUAUACCGUGCCACGACGCAAGAUGGCGGCAUCAUACAAUGCUCGCUGCCACCGUCACCGAAUCGCCUAAUUCUGAGGUGCGAGUACGGCUCUAUUCGAUCCGAAGCGGCCGUUCUGCAGUGGCUCUCAUGGCUUGGCAAGGGACGGCCCGAGUCGGACUCGCCCAAAUCCAAAACCGUCGACUUUGAGGAAGACAAGAAGGAAGCCAGAAAUCGGAUACGCGUGGAUGCCAUCUCAGAGUAUCUACCCAAGCUUCUAGACCAUGGAGUAUCGGGUUCACUACACCCGCUACAGUACAAUGUCAUAUUACCGCGCCCAGGGAGACUUCUGUCGAUGCUUGCUAUUCCUUUGACGGCCGCGGAACGCAGGUCGAUCGACUUUCAAAUUGGGCAGAUGCUUCGAGGCAUGUCCCUGCUGCGCUCUCCUGCCUCUCGCUUCGGAAACGCAGAAAAUAUGCUGCCUCCAGCGCCCCAGAGGUCAAGUUCGGCACAAUGCCGAGCGUCGCUCCAGGCCCCAAGCGAAUCAUUCACGAAAUGGUCGGAUGCAUUCGGCCACAUGUUGCAGAGCGCGAUACAGGACGCGCAAGCAAAUCAAAUAACAGCAUCCUACGACAGCAUACGGAGACUCCUCCACCGCUUCACUCAUGUCCUCGAUGGUGUACUUGAACCACGCCUAGUCUUUGUUGAUGCCGGCUUGGAUAAGAAUGUCCUUGUUGCCAUGCAAGAAGCAGAGAGCGAUGAGCCCGGUACAUCAGAGAGCGAUAACGUUACAGCCGACGAGUUGGACUCGUCUGAGAGCGAAUCUUCGGGCAGUGCAGCUACCCCCGUCAAGGUAACUGGCCUCCGAGAAUGGAUCAAGCCGGUCUUCGGUGAUCCUCUGAUGUCCGUUAUUUUUUGUCAAGCACCGUCCGAGUCUCUGCUGCGCGGCUUUUGCACUUCUUUGCCCGAUACGUUGGACGACAUGGAUGAAGUAUCCGAGAGCCUGUGCCAGAAGCGCCAGCACGCGCAAAUACGUCUGAACCUCUACCGUAUCUACCACGCCCUCAACGCCAUCAGCGUCGAAUACAUACGGCGCGAUGUAGACAGCGACCCGAGAGAGCUACGGGCGCGCAAGGCGUUGGUGGAAGCUGUCCGGGAGCUCGAGGCACUAGACGAGGCCGAAACAUCUAAGAGACGUCGUCGGUGUCUUGAAGUGACUUCGUCCAAGAGACAUAAAACGUUGAGUCCGUGA
This is a messenger RNA of Cordyceps militaris CM01, 1464 nucleotides long. RefSeq lists its product as uncharacterized. The transcript has a single exon. NCBI's taxonomy places the organism in Eukaryota, Fungi, Ascomycota, Sordariomycetes, Hypocreales, Cordycipitaceae. Bases 1 to 1464 code for a protein of 487 amino acids. The record is from RefSeq and is a predicted model, not a curated record.